This is a messenger RNA of Cariama cristata (Red-legged seriema), 1185 nucleotides long. RefSeq names its product chloride intracellular channel 5 (gene CLIC5). The coding region runs from base 1 to 1185 and encodes 394 amino acids. The transcript is spliced from 6 exons. NCBI's taxonomy places the organism in Eukaryota, Metazoa, Chordata, Aves, Cariamiformes, Cariamidae. The record is from RefSeq and is a predicted model, not a curated record.
AUGGAAGAUAAAGUCUUUACCAAUGUUUAUCAAAAUGUUAAUGACACCAGUAUCUGUGAAAUUCCAGACUCCGAGGAAGACAAAGGGGGUAAUCAUUAUGAUCAUGCCCAUGAAGAUCCAGCAUCUCCUUCUUCCAUCACUACUCUCCCAGAGAGCAUGGAUAGUAGUGAAGAGAGCUCAGAAGAUAGCUGUAGUGAUUCUGUGGCCUCUCAGCAUGGGGCUGAUGGGGAGGAUGGUUCUUCUUCAUCUCACCACGAUGCUGAAGAAGACCACCCAUACCAGGAGAUGAAUCUGAUGAGCCCAACUCUGGAAGAUAAACAUGUAGAGGGCAUGAUGUUUGAGAGCAACGUGCAUUUUCCUCCAGAUUUCCAGUUGCAUCGGAGCCAGAGCACUUCUUCCAACUCUUCAACUUCCCUCAAGUUCCCCCUUAACAACAACUUUGGAGAAACUGACAACUUUCAGGAAGAUUAUGAGAUUUUCAUGUUUGUAAAGGCUGGUAUAGAUGGAGAAAGCAUUGGGAACUGCCCGUUCUCCCAGCGUCUCUUCAUGAUCCUGUGGCUCAAAGGAGUUGUGUUCAACGUCACCACUGUUGACCUGAAAAGAAAGCCAGCUGACCUACACAAUCUGGCUCCUGGGACCCACCCACCUUUCUUGACUUUUAAUGGAGAAGUCAAGACAGAUGUUAACAAGAUUGAGGAAUUCUUGGAAGAGACUCUUGCACCUCCAAAGUACCCUAAGCUGGCUGCUAAGCACCGGGAAUCAAACACUGCUGGAAUUGAUAUAUUUUCCAAAUUUUCUGCAUACAUCAAAAAUACCAAGCAGCAGGAUAAUGCUGCCCUUGAAAGAGGCUUGGUGAAGGCUCUGAAGAAGCUGGAUGACUAUCUGAGAACCCCCCUGCCUGAGGAGAUUGAUGCAGACAGCCCUGAAGAGGAGAAAGUGUCUAAACGCAGAUUUCUGGAUGGAGAUGACCUGACUCUUGCUGACUGCAACCUUCUGCCUAAACUCCAUGUUGUCAAGAUUGUUACAAAGAAAUACCGCAACUUUGAGUUCCCGACAGAGAUGACGGGUCUGUGGCGGUACCUGAAGAAUGCGUAUGCCCGGGACGAAUUCACCAACACCUGUGCAGCAGACAAAGAAAUUGAGCAAGCCUACGCAGACGUGGCCAAGCGGCUCAGCAAGUCCUAA